Messenger RNA from Meloidogyne enterolobii, 928 nucleotides. The record is from the annotation of a GenBank genome assembly. NCBI's taxonomy places the organism in Eukaryota, Metazoa, Nematoda, Chromadorea, Rhabditida, Meloidogynidae.
AUGGCAAAAGAGAAUGAUCCAUUUAAAUGCCUGCGAUGUGUUAGUAUUGCUAUUUAUUGUUUAAUUCAAUUUGGAUUACUUGGUUGGCAAGUACAAGUAGUAAAAGAAUGGCAAUGGCAUUGGGAAAAUCGUGAAUUACCUGCUACUGGCGCAAUUGAUCAAUACCAGGCAAGAUUUCCAGGUCUUUAUGCGAGGUAUACAGAAACACCCGAAAGUAGAAAAAUUAAUGCCUUAUAUGCUAUAGUGCUUAUUUGUCUCGGAUUAGCUAUUUUCCAUUUACCCAAUUCAGUAGCAAUGCUUUAUGGCUGUAAUAAAUCAUUCCCAAAUUGGAUAUUUCCUUGGUUUUUUACUUCAAUUCCUUUAAUUAUUUUAUGUACAGUUUAUUCAGUUCUUUGGUGGAGUGGAGAUAUAUUUGCUGAACAAUUAACUUUUUCUGUUUUUGAAUUUAUUAUUUCUCUUGCUGCAAAUGGAAUUGGAGUUGUUUUAGUAUUCCUUUAUUAUCAAAGACUUCGUGGUAAACUUCUCUCAGAAAGGACAGGCAAUGGAUAUAAAAUACCUUCAAUUAAUGAAAAUAAUAUUUCUUCUACUAGACAAUUAAGAAUUAAAAAUAAUAGAAAAUUGAAAAAUAAUUUAAAUUUUGAACACCAAUUACCACCAUGGAUUAAAUCUUUGCCUAAUAAACCACCAAAAGCUAUAGAAAGAAAAUUAAGGAGAAAAGAGAGGAAAGAAAUGGAACUUGGAAGACGAUAUGAAAUGAAAAAAAGAAAAAAUAACUUAAAUUAGCAAAUAAAAUGUAUAAAUACAAUUGAAUCUAAUUAUAAUAUAUCCCUAAUAAUGUAUAUGACUAAGUUUGGUACUCGUAGAUGUUGUCAGGCACUAGCUUGGGAAAGAUGCCUAAGCAUGGGUACUCUCAAGACCGAUAAUUUUC